Symbiodinium natans is the source of this 1119-nucleotide messenger RNA. Lineage: Eukaryota; Dinophyceae; Suessiales; Symbiodiniaceae. The record is from the annotation of a GenBank genome assembly.
AUGAAGGUGGCUUUGGUGCUUUUGCUCCCCUUGGUGGCUUCGGCCCUUCGUCGCCUAAGGGGUGCCAAGGCGAACAGACCUUCGCUGGAGGAAAUCCUAGGUCUGACAGGCCACAUUGACCGUGGCCACUGCCAGAACAAGGGUAGGAACUGGACGAAGCACUUCUGCGGCGUGCCAAGCUCGAGCUUGAGCAAGAGCAAGGUGAUUGACUUCAGUGAUGUCCAGGAGUCUGGCAUCUGCAGCCAGUGGAACCAGGACCGCUACCUGAAUGCCAUCUUCAAGGCCAUCGGAACCACCAACACCUACUUCGUGGAGUUCGGGAGCCGCCGCCCCGAAGUCCUGAACUCGGCCCACUUCCGCUUGAACUGUGGCUGGAAGGGCCUGCUGAUGGAUGGCGCCCCCGGAUCCUCGGUCCAUGGACCCUGCCCUUCUUGCCCUGGGCAAGACCUGCUCCAGGAACCCGACGAUGCCCCGGUGCGCCUACGCCAGGCAUUCCUGACGGCGGAGAACAUCAACGACAAGUUCCAGAUGCACAAGGUGCCGUGUGAGUUCGAUCUCCUCACGGUGGACGUGGACUGGAACGAUUACUGGCUCGUCAAGGCGCUGGACUUCGGUCGCUUCCGGCCACGCGUGGUGGCCAUCGAGUUCAGCAGCUACUUCAGGGGCUCCGAGAAGCAGGUGCGCUCGUACAAGCCCGAUGGCGUUUGGGGUGGGGCGGGAGAGGUCACCGGUGCCUCCUUGGCCGCGCUGGACGCCCUCAUGCAGGCCAAAGGCUACCGGCUGGUCGCUCAGGUGGCCGGCGAGCAUGGCAUUUGGGUUUCGGCCAAGGAGAUGAAUCCCGACGACCACGCAAUGAAGAUUCCCGAGGAGAUCUCCGAGGGAUGGAUGUUUGCCCUGCGACGGGACGGUUUUCCUGCACCAGGAUUCGAGCAGGUUCUCGAUCCUUGUGAGGACUUCGGCUGCCAAGAGAAAGCCAGCUCAUGCGACAAGGGUGGAAAUGAUGAUUCCCACCUCGCCGAAGCAAACCAGGGCGAUGAGAAUUCCGACGAAGGCGAUGGUGAUCCCACCCGCGUGGACUCUUCUCGGUAUGCUGAAAACGAAUUCGUCUUAGGACGAUGA